Molecule: messenger RNA, 1752 nt
Organism: Symbiodinium natans
Lineage: Eukaryota; Dinophyceae; Suessiales; Symbiodiniaceae
Source: the annotation of a GenBank genome assembly
AUGGCUGAUCCACGGCUGGAAAGACAGUUGCGAUACUAUUUCAGUGACAAGAACCUCUGGAAGGAUGAGUGGUUGGUAAACCAGCUUGGUGCUGAGGCAACUGACUACAUUUCUGCUGAUAUCAUUGCGGGGUUCAAUCGGGUACAGCAAAUCACAAAUGACUUGGACCUGGUCGUAUCAAGCCUGCAGAGGAUUGAGGAGCUUGAGGUAAGCGAGGUGAAUGGGAAAGUCCAGGUCCGGCGGAGAUAUCCGCUUCCACCAAAGCCGCAAGUCGAAAUGGAUGCACCUUGCAAUGACACCGUUGCUGAUGAGCAGGAACUUCAAGUGGCUUCCACACCUGUUCCCGAUGAGCUCGGAAACCUUGCUUCCGCGGACGAGUUUUUUCUCACUGGUUUUCGCAAAGUGCCCAAGACUGGUGUCAUCUAUGUUAUGGACGAAGCCAGCAAAGCCGGCUACUCUGCUUCAACUGCGCAAGUAUGGGCCAACUUAGGACAAGGAUCCCCAGAGACCACCAGGGCUAAGAACUGGCCUACAAACGUGAGGAAGCGCUUGACGGAGCUGGUCGAGAAGGGUAAGCUGACGUCCGAACUGGGCCCCUUCCACAUAAAGUCGCUCGAAGUGAACGAGGAGAAUCUGCACUACGGCAGCGUCAACGGUGACUGGGCUUUGCGUCGAGCCGUGGCUGGCUUCUACAAUGAAGUAUAUCGCAAAGGGAAGAGCUCCCUUUACUCUGCGGAAAAUGUAGCGAUAGUUGGGGGGGGGCGUCUCGCCCUCACACGACUGUGCUGUGCAAUGGAUAACGUCAACUUGGGCCACUUCCUGCCGGACUACACGGCAUAUGCUGAGCUCCUGAGCCAGUUCAAAACCAUCAACUCCAUUCCGAUUCCUCUGGAUCCCAAGAACAACUUCCGGAUCACAUUGCAGGAUCUCCGUCGCGAAAUUGUUGGACGCGGCCUUUCAGUUCUGCUUCUGUCGAACCCCUGCAAUCCGACUGGUCAACUUGUGGAGGGCGAAGAGCUCAAGAACUGGGUUCGCAUCGCCAGGGAGACGCAGUGCUCCAUAGUCUUGGACGAGAUCUACUCACGGUAUAUAUACACACAGCGCAUGUCUCCAACGGAUGCGACGUGGCGUACUGUUUCGGCAGCUCAGUUCGUGGAGGAUGUGAACGCGGAUCCAAUAAUCAUUCUCGACGGGCUAACAAAGUGCUGGAGAAUGCCUGGUCUGCGGAUUUGUUGGAUCGUUGGCCCGAAGUCCUUGAUCGACUCUGUUGGUGCAGCUGGGUCUUUCCUGGAUGGUGGUCCGUCGCUUCCAACACAGCGGUCUUGCGUCCCGCUGGUAAACCCAAAGGACGUCAUUGAGCAGACAAUCAUGCUUCAGGUGCUUUUCAGUCAUAAGCGGGACUUCCUUCUUCGAAGGCUGCAGGACAUGGGCAUCGUUGUGGAACAACCGCCGCAGGGUACGUUCUAUUGUUGGUGCGACAUCUCCAACCUGCCUGCUCCCUUGAAUAAGUGCUGGGGCUUCUUCCGCGAGUUGCUGCGCGAGAAGGUCAUUAUCACACCGGGCGUUUUCUUCGAUGUGAAUCCAGGAAGUCGCAGGAAGUUCAACAGCUACGACUCCUUCAUCCGGCUCUCCUAUGGGCCAAGUUUCAAGGAGGUGCAGCGAGGCCUUGAUGGCAUGCAGCGUGUGAUUGAGCGGCAUCGCAUGAAGCGUAUCGAAGAAGACUCUGCUAGCACACGCUCCUUUGGGAUGUGA